AUGGCUUCUACGUCUGUCACGUGCAGACAGGCCACGCUGAUGUUGAAGUCGGCAGGUCGGCAAAUCUGCGGCGUGCCAAGCGCUUAUGUAACCAUCAUCACCACCUUUGAAGUCCAGCCUCAACCUCCUCACCUUAUCAAUGUGAUCACAAACCUUGCGGUCCAGGCCGCAUACCCGUUACCUAGCCACUACGGGAACGACUAUAGACCGGAAGUUAUGCCUACCGAGCGUGUGCCGUCCCCACGGAUCGUGUUUGCUUGCCGUUAA
This is a messenger RNA of Parastagonospora nodorum SN15, 267 nucleotides long. RefSeq lists its product as hypothetical. Lineage: Eukaryota; Fungi; Ascomycota; Dothideomycetes; Pleosporales; Phaeosphaeriaceae. The record is from RefSeq and is a predicted model, not a curated record. The transcript is spliced from 2 exons. The coding region runs from base 1 to 267 and encodes 88 amino acids.